This is a messenger RNA of Pelecanus crispus (Dalmatian pelican), 1026 nucleotides long. It is a transcript of the gene NUDT13, whose product is annotated as nudix hydrolase 13. Gene Ontology annotation, molecular function: hydrolase activity; metal ion binding. The record is from RefSeq and is a predicted model, not a curated record. Lineage: Eukaryota; Metazoa; Chordata; Aves; Pelecaniformes; Pelecanidae.
AUGGCUGUGAUUUAUCAAGCAGUGUAUAGAAGAGCUUCCUCUCUCUUCUGCAGGUUACACUCUACCUAUGUUAGAAAAAUGAGAUACUUAAAUGAGCUAAAGGAAGAUGACAGCCUUUGUAGACAAGCACAGACCUCAGGAACCUUCUACCUCUUUCACAACCUCUCCCCCUUCCUGCAGGAAGUUGGGAAGAAAUAUUUGGUACCACAGCUCAGUGCAGCAGAGAUGAAAAGGAUCCUGGAGAAAUUCAAAGAGACUGAACAGUGGAUAGAGAAGUCGGUGCUGAUCGGUUGUUCAGACGAGCACGUACCACAGUUUGCCCUGGAUUUAGGAGCCUUGGAGAAAUCAGUCAUUGAGUCUGAACUCAAGGGAUCGUUUACUGACUUACGAAAGGCUCUCUUUGUAGUGGAUGGGAAAGAUUCUCCUUUUCUGGCUUCGGCCCAGUCCCUUCUCCGGUGGCACGAUUCCCACCAGUACUGUAGCAAAACAGGGCAGCCCACUCAGAAAAAUGUAGCUGGCAGCAAGCGUGUCUGCCAUGCCAGCGGCAUAACUUACUAUCCACAGAUGUCUCCAGUGGUCAUCACCCUGGUGUCUGAUGGGAGCCGGUGCCUCCUCGCACGACAGCCCUCAUAUCCCCGGGGGAUGUACACCGCUCUGUCAGGCUUCUGUGACGUCGGUGAAAACGUGGAGGAGACAGUCCGGCGAGAGGUGGCAGAAGAGGUGGGCCUGGAGGUGGAGUCACUCUGGUACUCAGCUUCUCAGCACUGGCCCUUUCCCAGCAGCUGCUUAAUGAUAGCUUGUCACGCGUUGGUGAGGGCGCAGCAGGCUGAGAUCAGUAUGAACAGCCUGGAACUAGAGGAAGCCCACUGGUUUGGCCUGGAGGAAAUCAUGGAGGGUCUCAAGAGAGAGCCCAGAUCUUCAAAGCAAGACGAUGGUAGUUUUCUACCCUGGUUCCCUCCCAAACAGGCCAUCGCUCACCAGCUGAUCUGUGAGUGGGUUAAGCAGCAAACUUCCCAGCCGGCUUAG